UAAAAUAAAAUGGCGAAGAAGAUGAUUGCAGUGUUGUUGGUGUGCAUUGUGGUGGUGGCUGCAUUGCAGGUUUCGAGUGCCACUGAAAGCGCGAAGGAGGCCAAAUAUGAGGCUAAAUUUGAAGCCAAGUAUAGGUUAUGCUACGAAAAAUGCGAGAAGGAAUGCCUUGAAAAGGGCAAUGGCCAAAGCUUCUGCGAAGUUAAGUGCGAUGAAGAUUGUGGUGAGAAAGAAGCCGCUGAUAAGCUACACAUCAAGGUGAAGAACUGAAUAAUGGAAUGCAAAACAAACAGGGCUCUUAACAAGGAUCUAAGUUUCUCCACAAUUUUUAUUAUGUCAUUUAAAUGUUUUCAUUUAUAAAUCAAUGCAAUAAACUCUUCAUUAAUU
Molecule: messenger RNA, 384 nt
Organism: Cucurbita moschata (crookneck pumpkin)
Lineage: Eukaryota; Viridiplantae; Streptophyta; Magnoliopsida; Cucurbitales; Cucurbitaceae
Product: major pollen allergen Ole e 6-like
Exons: 2
Coding region: 10-267 (85 amino acids)
Source: RefSeq, a predicted model, not a curated record